Cherax quadricarinatus is the source of this 626-nucleotide messenger RNA. The record is from RefSeq and is a predicted model, not a curated record. Lineage: Eukaryota; Metazoa; Arthropoda; Malacostraca; Decapoda; Parastacidae.
GACGGCGGUGCUGUUCUGACGGCGGUGCUGACGGAGAUGACGGCUGACUAAUGGACCAGCACAACGGCUCUCUCACUCGUCAACUUCCGGCAUCAGCAGUAAUGGAUAAUCACGAUUACGAUGUGGCGGUAACAUCACAACCAUCGAACGAGUCAGAGUUACAACUGUACCGGGUGUUACAGAGAGCCAACCUGCUUAAUUACUACGACACCUUCAUCAGUCAAGGAGGUGAUGAUGUACAACAACUGUGUGAGGCCGGCGAAGAGGAGUUUCUGGAGAUCAUGGCCCUGGUUGGCAUGGCCUCCAAGCCCUUACACGUCAGGAGAUUACAGAAGGCACUACAAGAGUGGGUCUCCAACCCUGGUGAGUACCCAUUUUCUCCUGCCUUCCGUAGCUUCGUGUCCUCCCUGACGGGUCACUACAGUCGUAGUAGUGGCUGGUGCGCUGCUCUCCACCGCCUAGUAAGGGAUCAGGCUAGUUUCGCACAUCAUAUCCCGGCUAGGAAGCAUCGUGCUUCGUCAUCCCAGGACGCAGCUGCUAGGAUCUAUGCUGGCUUUGGGGACCAGAGCCUAGCAGGGAGCUAUGGUAUCUCAGGACCCCUGAACGAUGCUAGCUCAGGACCCUGA